UGUGGUACAGGUGGUUUCUGUUCCCUUCCUCCCAACCAGCACUAGGAUUGUCCUGCAAGCAAAACUGUGAAUAGAAAAAUCCUUUGAAAACCAUAAAAGUGUUGGCCGCAACACUUUGGGGCAGGGACCACUCUGCAGAAACAAAGUGACACAGUGUGUGCUUAAUACGCUCAAGUGCGCAAUCGGCAUACACACAAGCCACUGAUCGGUGGAUGAUGAUGAUGAUGAUUUGGCCUUUUGAAUGGGUGGCAAGGCGAAGGUCAUCCCAUACAGUCGGUGUUUUUCCCGUGCAUAUGCGUGUGUGUGAGUGGUAGUUUCCGUUCCGUUGUGUCGGCCAAGGACCGACAAUUCCAAGUAUGCGAAUGAGAAAGAGAACACGGUCACCCAUACAUAAAUGCUAUCUGCGGUAAAUGGCUGUACGGUCAGGAUAUAAAGAGUGGGUUGUAAAUGUCCUUUUGUUUUCUUCUUUUACACCGAUGGCUCUUCCUUUUUCGGGGCAUUUAGCACCCUUUCCCCCCCUGUUCGGUGUGUGGGCCUUUUCGCUCGCUCUCUCUCUCUCUCUCUAUUUCUAGCACGUUUAUAAGUAUGCGUUUAUACAACAAACCAACCCCAAAGCGCAAAUAAACCGAUAAAACACGAAACACACAUCCCCCAAUGCCGCUCACGGCGAACGGAGCGUUCGGUACGGCUGAAAAACUCAACCAGAAACCGGGAGUACAAGUUCGAGGUCAUUCGCCAAUUCGGUGACGGUGACGAACGGUCGCUUCAAGAAAGACGUACCGUAAUGUUUCGCGCACACGGUGGCGCGCUUAUUAACGGGUGCUUUGCGCUUUUCACCGUGACCGUCCGGGUACCGCAAAUUGGGAAAUUGGUGUGCUGCUGUUUGCUCUUAUUAUCUAAAAUGUUUCCCAUCGUUUGCCGGUGGUAUCCUUGCCGGGUUGUGCAGCAGUGGAUUGAUUGAUUCGUACGCUAUCAGUGUAUAAUAGAAGCGCUACAGUUGCAAGCGUUUUUAAAACGAGGAAAAAUCAACGUACGUUUUUAGUGCCGAUUGGGAAAGUGUAAUAAAUUUAAGCAAUUUGCAGUGCAAGUUCCUUUUAUUCUAAUAGUGUUUUAUAAAUUAUUUAUCCACUUAGAAAAAGAAGCCACAUUCAUCAUAGCUAAUGAUUGCUGCAAGAAGAAGCAAAUUCAAACGAUACGAAACAUACAAGUGCAAACAUAUGCAAGUGAUGUGCAAAAGUUCCAAAACCCAGCAAAUCACAAUGAAAGCCGAUAAAACGUGAAAGAAAGUGAACCACAAUACGGUAGCGCGAAACACAAAACAGCAUCACACGAAAGAAGAUAGAAAAACACAGCGAAGGUGUUAAAACAGUAGUGUCUCGAAAACGGUGAGAAAGAGAAGAAGCAGAAAAGAAAGAAACGGUGCCAGAAGUGAAUUCUGUAGUGAAAGUGCAAAACAAAAAUACGCUACCAAAUAUUAAAAGUGCAAAAAACAGAAGAAGAAAAAAAACAACAGCAACCAAAAACGAAAAGGCCCCAUAAUUUGAUACAGAUAACAAGUUAACAAAAUGGCCGAAGAGUUACCAAUACUGAAGGGCAUCCUGAAGGGAGUUGUCUCCUAUCACAAUGCACCGGUCAGGUUUGGGCGUGUGCCGAAGCGGGAAAAGGCUCGCAUACUGGCCGCGAUGCAGCAAAGCACACAGAACCGUGGCAACCAGCGGGCGCUGGCAAGCGAACUGGACGAUCAGCCCCGUCUGCUGGCGAGCGUACUGCAGGCCCACAUCGAAACGUGCGAGUUUACGCGCGAAAAGGUCACCGCCAUGCGUCAGCGGGCCCGCGACUGUCCGAGCUACUCGAUGCCAACUUUGGCAUGUCCACUCAAUCCAGCCCCAGAGCUACAAUCAGAGCAAGAGUUUAGUCAGCGCUUUGCACACGUCAUCCGGGGUGUGAUUGACUUCGCCGGCAUGAUUCCCGGCUUCCAGCUGCUAACACAGGACGACAAGUUCACGCUGCUGAAGGCGGGUCUGUUCGAUGCGCUGUUCGUGCGGUUGAUCUGCAUGUUCGACACCUCGAUCAACUCGAUCAUCUGCCUAAAUGGGCAGGUAAUGCGGCGUGACACCAUCCAGAACGGUGCGAACGCACGUUUCCUCGUCGACUCGACGUUUAACUUUGCCGAGCGCAUGAACUCGAUGCAUCUGACCGACGCCGAAAUUGGGCUGUUCUGUGCGAUCGUGCUGAUCACGCCCGACCGGCCCGGUCUGCGCAAUGUCGAGCUGAUCGAGCGGAUGUACACGAAGCUGAAGGCGUGCCUGCAGACGGUCAUCUCCCAGAAUCGGCCGGAUAAACCGGAGUUCAUGCAGGAGCUGCUGCGUACGAUGCCCGAUCUCCGCACGCUCAGUACGCUGCACACGGAGAAGCUGGUCGUGUUUCGCACGGAGCACAAGGAGCUGCUCAGACAGCAGAUGUGGUCGGCCGAGGAGGAUCAGGGUGCGGUGUUGGAUGCGAAGAGCCCGGCCAGCUGGAGCUGCGACGGUAAUCAGGUCGAGGUGGAGAUUGCCAAAAGCCCGAUGAGUUCCGUGUCCAGCACGGAAUCGACGGAAACGUCCUCCUCCUCCUCCUCAUCGUCAUCGUCCUCGUCGUCCGAGUAUCAUCACCUGCACCAUCACCAUCAUCACCACAACGGUGGCAUUUCUUCGGCGGCAUCGGCUGCCGCUCCAUUGCUCGCCGCUACCCUGUCCGGUGCCUGUCCGAUCAUUCGCCACCGUGCCAGCUCGGGUUCGUCGGCAGAGGAUGAUCUGAUCGGUGGUACGGCACAGCAUCUCGCACAGAACGGGCUCACCAUAACGCCAGUCAUCCGCUCGGUCGGGUCUUCCUCGUCGGCCUCGUCCGCAUCGUCUGCCUCGAGUCAUCUGCACCAUCAUCAUCACCAUCACGUGUCGCGUUACCGCAAACUCGACUCCCCCACUGACUCCGGCAUUGAGUCGGGCAAUGAAAAGCACGACAAUCCGUCACCGCAACAGCAACAGCAGCAGCAGCAGCAACAGCAGCAGCAACAGCAGCAACAACAACAACAACAACAACCAUCACACCAUCCGCACCACCAUCAUCUGCUGCUCCAUCCGAAGCCGGCCAGUAGUAGCGUUAGCAGUGGUUCCUCGUCCUGUUCCAGCCCACGGUCAUCACUCGAAGACCCAACGCUAGAGGACAACAAUAGCAGUAGCACCAAUCAGGGCAAAACACUACUAGCGCGCCAUGCGAGCGUUGAGAAUAUGCCGGUACUCAAGCGAGUCCUGCAAGCACCGCCACUGUACGACACCAACAGCCUAAUGGAUGAGGCGUACAAGCCGCACAAAAAGUUCCGUGCAAUGCGUCACCGUGAGAGCGAAGCGGAAGCGGCUUCCUCCUCUACGAUGUCCGCAUCCUCGUCCUCCUCUUCCUCCUCCACCUCCUCCUCGUCUAGCUCACCCAUCGUGGCGACCGUGCUUGCGUCCUCUUCCUCACCAAGACCUGCCGCAAUACAGCCCCAUCAGCAGCAUCAGCAGCAAUCAUCCGUAGUGACAGCGGCAGCUCCAUCACCACCGCAGCACCAUCAGUCACAGCUGCAUAUGCAUUUAACGCGACCUCAAACACAGUCCCACCAAAGUAGCAGCAGUACGACCGGCUUCCUUCAGUCGUCUUCUGCCAGGUCGAGUCCACAGCCACCUAUUGGCGGAGCACAGCAACAGCAGCAGCAGCAGCAUCAUCAUACCUACUCGUCCCUCUCGAGCACACACUCCGUGCUGGCCAAGUCACUGAUGGAGGAACCGCGCAUGACACCGGAACAGAUGAAGCGUACCGACAUCAUCCACAACUACAUUAUGCGCGAGUCCGCACAGGAGCAGCAGAACUACAUCAAGCAGCAACAGGGUGGUUUGCUUGUCUGCGGACCCACCGCUAAUGGGGUAUUCCAGCGAGCCUCACCUCAUCUGACCGUAUCUGCUGUAUCUCCCGCACCAUCGUCCUCCUCCUCCUCCUCCUCUUCUUCGUCAUCGAGCAACAGUCCGGCUGCGUCAUCCGCCCCCAACGGAUGCCCAUUCGGAGGUUCGUCCUCCACAUCGUCAACGUCCGGCCGAUGGCAGCAGGUGAUUCAUGGUAGCAGUGCAGCGGCAAGCGUCAUCACUACGACUGGUCACCGUGCCCAGCAGACACCGUCCCCAGGCAGUUUGACACCGCCGGACACGUCCUCCUCUUCGUCCUCGUCGUCCUCACUUUCGGUCGUCUCGUCACCACCGUCGGCGGCCUCGCCGUCCUCUUCCUCGUCGACGAGCAUCCGCUACUUCCAGUCGCCACACUCCACGAUGACGUCACCGGCCCCACCGGCCUCCCCAUCGUCGGUAGUCGUUGCACCACCGCUCACACCAUCACCGCGCCUGAUCGAGCUGAAGGUAGACAUCGGUAGCAGUGCUGCCAGCGGUAGUGCCACUGUUGUUACCUCGCUCGAGCCAAGCCAGCAACCGUUGAACCUGUCGAAGAAAUCACCUUCGCCGGCCCCGGUCGGUGUAGUGUCCGUUGUUCAACGGCCCAUGGUGCCCACCGCGUCCUCGUCCUCCUCUACAUCGCCCUCACCUAUCUCACCGGUGGCAGCAGCCGCAACUACGGUCGUAGUGGCCACCAGUAGCAGCAGCAGCAGCAGUAGUAAUGGACCGAACAGUAGUAGUGCCACCGCCAGCAAUCCCACCAUUCACAAGAUCCUACUCGAGGCGUAAGUGAUCACACUAACAAACACAACAACAACAAAAAAAACCCCGAAAGUAACCACAAGAGGCAGACACAAGGUGCGAUGGAGCGCACGCAAACUACAUCUACACAUCUGUACAAAUUUUUAAUGCGUUAAGAGAAAGGAAGAAAGCCUAAAACACCCAACAAAACAAAACAAAAAAAAAACAUCAUUAUAUAGAAUGCGGUCAGAAGUCAGAACUGGUUUGUAUUAUAGUAUUUUAGUGUCCGACGGGUGACGGUAGUGGGUGUUGAAUAACGAAGAAUACAAUUGUGAAGCCAAAAACUAAAGCGACAAGCCUGCUGGCAAAACAAGGAGAAUGCUAAGCAACAGCAAACAAACUAGAGAACAGAGUAAGAGGAGUCACUCGGUUUGAGGAGGUGGUGAUGAGAGGAGCGCUAUGUUGCUCUUAAUAGAUCUCGAUUUUUUUUCUCUUUAUUAAAGAAAGCUUUCCACCGACCGAUCGAUCACGAUCGUAGGAAAACAGACAGAGAGUUAGGCUGUGUGUGUGUGUGUGCGAGAGAGAGAGACAGAGAGUGUCGGAGAGAAAGCAGAAUUCAAUGAUGUGUAAACUAAACGCGCGCCCGGAGAUACGUCUAGGAAGAGCUCCCUCGAAGCUGCAUUGCAAGUGACGAACCUCAUUCUUCCCUGAUAAAUCUCCGCUUGGCGCUUAGGCCGGUGUCAAGAUCGGUGCAAAAGAAAUCCUAGUGUGAUGAAAAACAAAAAAAGAAAACGAACGAAGGAGAAAAAAAGCUGAAUGGAGCAAAUAAGAAAGGUUCGUAGCAUUACGGAUAUAGAACUUAGUUUUAGUGACAACAGGAUGUGGGAAGACGAGGGAUUAGAAUUAAGCAGAAAACAGAACUCACGAGCAGCUCUAUUGUAUAUGUGCGUGUGUGGUAGUGUAUUUAGUAGAAAACAAAAAGAGAAAAAAAACAACACACACACACACACAAGAUGAAACAUUAAUUUCAAACAGCCAAACUAUAAGCUGAGAAGCGAAUAAAAGAAAUGCUAAAAGAAAAGAUUGAAUUCACAAAUUAAACAAGAAUGCAUCAGAAAUACAAUACAUUGCAAAUCCACUUCACUCACACGCAACUCACCUCUCCUUGAUAAGAAUGUGCAACAAAAAGCAAACAAAAAAAAAAGAAACAAAAGAAAACGUUUCUGUACAGUAGCAAACCUCCAAUCCCUCGUAGCGUGUGGCACAAGAGCAAAAUGUAUAUUGUAUAAGAAGAAUAAAACUACACUCAUAUACACACACAAUUACCCCUGAAAUGGUUUGAGCAGAAACAUGCAAGACACUCACAAAACAUGCAAUAAGCACACCGCCAGAAAAGAGAGAACGAAGAAUAAUAAAACAAAAGAGGAAGAAACACAAAACAAAACUAUUUAGAAAAGUGGAUCAGAGAAAAGUAAUUUAUGCCCUUUUCAAAGCAAUGGAAUAGUAAUUUUUUAAUAAAAAAAGCAAAUGGAUAAUUUAAAGGCAGAUGGUGUAACAACCAAAACAAAAAAAAACAGAAACAGUUUAAUGAACGCGUAAGCAAAACUGGAAUCAGUAUCAGGAAAACAAAAGGAAAAGGCAGCAAUUGAUGCAAUAGAAGAAAAAAAAGAAAUGGGGAAAACAAACAAGAAAAUCGUUAUACUAAGCAACAAUGUUAACUACAAACCCUACUCUGAAUGGCACAUACAAACUGAACAUACAACAAAAGAAAGUGAAAAGAAAGCAGAAACUGAAAAUGCGUCACUUGUAAAUAGUUCUUUAGCGAUAGCGAGCGAGAAUGCGACGGAAAGAAUGCAAUAUGAAAACCAGGAAAAGCAAAGACGGUAGCAGGCUUAAAGAUGAAACAAAACUAAACAUAUUCAGCAAAACAGAACAAAACAAAAACCGCACGCAGAUGGGAAAGAGAGAGAGAGAGAGAGAGAGAGGAAGGGAGAGAAAAACGCAACCAAGAGAUUAAACAACAAACAAAAAAAGAAGCAAACAAAUAAUUAUACAAAAGAAGAUAAAGCUAUAAUUCCGCAGAUUAAAAGAAGAAGAAAAAAUAUAGUUUAACGAAACGUUAUAAAAAAACCUUACAGAUAUGGAAGUGUUUGUGCGUGUGUGCGUGUGUGAGUAAACAAGUGUGCGUGUGAUAAAAAAAACAAAAAGAGAGAGAGAUAUGAAGAAAAAAUAAGAGCUAUGAAGUAAAGGGAAAACAGUAUAAGUAAACACAUUAAAAUGAGAUUCUUACAGGAAAAUGGAUGACGAGAAAAAGAAAAGCAAUGAAAAGAAAAGCCACAAACACUAUUAUUGAUGCUAAUACUACUACUAUUUAGUACUAGAGGCACACACACCCACACACACACACCCACAUAAGAACAAGACAAUGAAACAGACAGGAAGCGAAAAGGGAAAGGAAAAAACAGAGAGAACGAGAAAGAGAUUGAGUACUGAUUUGCUUUAGCAUUUUUCUCUUGAAGUCAUUUUCUUUUUUUUGCGUUCCUUUCGUUUUGUGUUUUGUAAGGAUAACUUAUCUCCCAUCCUUGCCACGCUUGAAACACACGCACACACACACACAUACAUACAUACAUACAUCCACAGAGAAGAAAACCUUCCUUCAGUUUAAGUAGCGGAUUUGGAGCGAGAUCAUCGUCUAAGUGAGAGAUAGAAAUUGCCUAGCAUAUUAGUGUAGAGUAUAAUUAUUAUAUUAUUGUAAUUUUAUUCUAAUUUUAAUUCCAAUAAGCGAGAUAUAUCUAUGCGUGUGUGUGUAUGUUUGUGUGUGUGGUUAUGAAGAUGUGAGCGUGUCGUGUAAAUAGCGGCUCUUGUCGUGUGAAUGCGUGUGUGUGUGUGUGCGCGCGCGUGUGUUUGUGUGAAAGGUUAGGUUGAAGUCAAGUUUUAAAUUCUAAUCUAACUUGUUUCCUAUUUUAAUAUCUUUUUCCAUGUUCGUUUGUUUCGGUUAUCCUUUACCUUCAUAUCUUAUCCCUAUGUUUUGAGCUAGUUUUAUUGUCUAUUGUUUAUUUUCCGUUUUAUUUCUUCUUGUAGGGUUACAGUUUUUUCAAAUUUGAUUCUUUUUCAGAAAAGGAACAUUCGUUUUUCUUUAUGUUUUUGCUUACCUCUUGCUUAAUUCGUUUCUAUCGUGUUUCUACUGCAAAACACGUGGUGUUUUUAGUGUUACGUACAUUGUAGUUUAUUUAUUGACAAUUUUUCUUGCAAACCCAGACACGUUGUCUGUUUAUACUGUUUUUUUUCUAUCUUGUUUUAAUAGGCCUUUAUAUAACUUGUGUAGACCCAAUUUGCUUUUAUUACCUCUGUAUCGGUUUCCAUUAUUUGUAUCCUUCGUAUAGAUUUAUUGUCUGUUUAUUUCUUUGUUGCUUCACUUCUGUUUUUUUUUUUGUUUGUUUCCGAUUAGCUCAAUUUUAUGAACUUUGUUCUUCUGAUAGCUUCGAAUUUGAUUCAACAAAACAGCAAAAGAAAAAAAAGAGCGCGAGGACGAUCGGAAAAAUGUGUGUAAAAUAAAAAAAAAUACAUUUUUGCAAAAAAAAAGAAAGAGAAAAGCCCCUACUAUAAAGCAUAAGUGAGGUUAGGUUCGUAUUUAGAGUUUCGUUCUUUUUUUCGUUUUUCUUUUUUUUAAUGAUAAGUUACAACCAUAAGUGAAAACUCCCAACUAGAAGAAAAUGAUAAGCGAUGGAAAAGAGCUGCUGUGUAUGAGUGUGUGUGUGUGUUUGUAUGUAUGUGUGUUGCUAGUAGAACACAAUACGCAAAAUACCAUUACGAAAACAAACAAAAACAACACACAUGCACACGUACACAUGGAAAAAAGGGAUUAUGUGCAGAAGAUAAUUAAAAGAAAAAAACAACAGCAAAACGGAAAAAGAACCAUUUCUUACUUUUAAUUUUUAAGUAAACAGCAGCAAAACCUAGCAGAGUAACGGAUGAACGCGAUAAAGAGAGAGAGAGAGAGAAAAUGAGUUUCCUUAAUUGAUUAAAUGUGCGUUUUUUUUAUUUAUACACUAUAAGACAAUUAAAAUAAACUGAUUUUAAUGCAACAAACAAAUAAAACAAGCAAAAAACCAUAAGCAUUGAAAAGAAAAGUGAUAUGUUUUUCUCUAUGUGUAUGCUAAAUGUUCGGGGCCUGAAACAAUAAUGAAAGAAAAUACUGCUAUUAAUGAAAAACGUAACACAAGUAACAAACAUGAAAAAGGAAAGAAAACUUUAAGUAAAACAACUACUAAGGUGAUUGGCAUUAACAACAAAACAGAGAAAAACUAAACAGAAAUGAGUAUGAAGCACACAUCGCAAUGCUUGAUUUAGUUUUGGAUAUAAAGGGGAACACAACUAUUACUGCUAUUACUACUAAUUCAAGAUGACCGAUGGGAAAACGUGGUUUGUGGCGAGAUAUGAUGAGACUGUUACUUGUAAGAUUCUUUCAGUAUCAAAUGUAAGCAGCAAUUUUUGUUAGUGGAAUGGCAGAAAAACAAUAACAAACAAUCCAAAUUGAGAUAGCGAGAGUACGGGCGUGUUUAUGUAAAAAAGAAGAAAGUCAAAUCAAAGAAGAGAUUCAAACUACAGAUAAGGCCACUAUAAGAUAGGGAUAUAUGAUGUAACUAUUACUAGACCAGCGAAACCCGCAAAAAACCAUUUUGAAAACAUGAAACAAAACAAUGAAAAAAAAACAAAACAA
This is a messenger RNA of Anopheles funestus (African malaria mosquito), 9414 nucleotides long. RefSeq names its product ecdysone-inducible protein E75 (gene Eip75B). The coding region runs from base 1566 to 4742 and encodes 1058 amino acids. Gene Ontology annotation, molecular function: RNA polymerase II cis-regulatory region sequence-specific DNA binding; zinc ion binding; nuclear receptor activity. The transcript has 3 exons. Gene Ontology annotation, biological process: negative regulation of transcription by RNA polymerase II; positive regulation of transcription by RNA polymerase II; hormone-mediated signaling pathway. The record is from RefSeq and is a predicted model, not a curated record. NCBI's taxonomy places the organism in Eukaryota, Metazoa, Arthropoda, Insecta, Diptera, Culicidae.